AUGGGCCUUUUCAACCACAAGGACGAGAAAUAUGCCGGCCUCUCGGAGGAGGAUCGUAAAACCCUGGAGCACGCGCAUGGCAACCUCAAUGAGCAGGACAAGCAGGUGGUGAAGGACUCCUACAAUGAGAAGAACAAUCCUGACCACCCAGCCAACCCUGAACACAAGGAUCACGGCAAAUUCAAGCAGGCCAUGGGUGGUGUUGCGAACAAGAUGGGUAAUGCCGCUAUCUUCGGCUUCGGUGCAACAGCUGGUGCUAGUCUGUUCAACAACAUUUUCUGA
Recurvomyces mirabilis is the source of this 282-nucleotide messenger RNA. RefSeq lists its product as uncharacterized. Bases 1 to 282 code for a protein of 93 amino acids. The record is from RefSeq and is a predicted model, not a curated record. Lineage: Eukaryota; Fungi; Ascomycota; Dothideomycetes; Mycosphaerellales; Teratosphaeriaceae. The transcript has 5 exons.